Molecule: messenger RNA, 3263 nt
Organism: Mizuhopecten yessoensis (Yesso scallop)
Lineage: Eukaryota; Metazoa; Mollusca; Bivalvia; Pectinida; Pectinidae
Exons: 13
Coding region: 69-3248 (1059 amino acids)
Biological process (GO): negative regulation of gene expression
Cellular component (GO): nucleus; cytoplasm
Molecular function (GO): NAD+ poly-ADP-ribosyltransferase activity; transcription corepressor activity
Source: RefSeq, a predicted model, not a curated record
AAGUGUGAUACAAUUUAACUGUUUGUCGUAACAUAUAGCUCAUCCAGGACGGUAAAUACUCAAUCAAUAUGGCGUCAGCUGAGAGGCCGGCUUGUUCACCGUAUGACAUAUACAUCGAAAAUAUCGACACAUCGAAAAUCUUAAUCGCAAAGACGUUAAAAGAAUGCCUUCCGGACGACUCUGACUUGAUCCCAAUGAUCGAAGACUGCUGUUUCAACUCCGUGACUGCCACCUAUCGGCACAACGAAGUGGAUCAGCUGGCUAUCAUCCUGUUUCAGCAUCAGAUUACAGGCCUAGAUAUCCAACAAUGCCAAGAGGAGUUGAUGGAAAGAGCACCGGACGUGUUCGUAUUUGAGAUCGAACCCCGCCCCCUUGGGUUAGUUGUAAUCAAUAGGUACGAUUUUGACUCGAAACAACUGAACGCCUACAUUAAGAACCGGAAGUCUGGGAUCGGACCGGAAGAGUAUCAGGAAGCGCCCUACCAAGAGGGCGUUCUGCUGAUAGUGAGAGUGAGGAACACGGAGAAAGUGUUACGUCAGGUGUUUUCCCGGACACAUACGAUCUCCGGUCAGUCUGUAUACUUUCAACCAUACUUCCCCUGUUUCCAUGAUACGCUCACGGAAUUACUGGGUACCAGUGACCCCCGAAAUCCAGUACAACCAUCACGUGAAACUACCAUGUAUCCGGGUACUCCAUAUCCUGAUACGGAACCUACCCAAUGGUCACAUCGGCACAGCCAAAGAGAUCGUUCAUAUUCCCCGGAAGAUGAUGACGGACGAUGUGAUUUUGAACGCUGCCGUUCCCCGGAGGUCAGACGUGGCGGCCACGAUGAUAACUAUCAUUUCCCGGGGGACGGAGGACGAGGUGAUUAUUAUCUUCCCCCGGGGGACGGAAAACGAGAUUAUCGCUAUCACUCCCCGGGAGACAGACGGCGACCUGAACGUUAUGAUGUCCCAGGGGACGGACGACGAGAUGAUCGGCAUUAUUCCCCGCGUAUUCCCCAUCCGGGCUUUGAUGACGGAGCCUGGAAAGGUGACUUCGAAGAAGACGGAGUAAACUCGACAGAUUCCAGAAGGUAUCCCGACGUGGCGGAGGAUGACGAUCCAACUGAAGGCGAGAAGGAAACAACUAAAAUCAAAACAUCAUCAAUCUGUGACGACGACGAAGAGAAGAAGAUGGUAUCAGUGUGUCUGGAAUCUUCUAUUGGUAAACAAUUUUUGGACAAAUUUCGAAAAGAUAAUGACUGUGAAAUCGACGUCAAGUUUAAAAAGAAAGCUAUUAAACCAAUACGAACCCACGCCACGUCGGAUACCACUUCCGGCAGCACAGACAGAAAACCUACGCGCGACGUCUCCCAUACGCUGGGGAUGAUGUUUCCAUUAUUUUCCUUGGAACCUGGGCUUGGAAACAUUACUACCAUUUGCAUAGAUCAGGAUCGCCCUAUUAGACAUUCACGUGCACGCCCAGUCGAUCGGUCAGACACCAUUAACAUAAGUGGCACCAAACUGACCGUCAAGAAAGGGGACGUUUCUCUUGAAAAGGCGGACGUUUUGGUGAACGUUGUAGGAGACAGCCUGGAGCUACAGACAGGUUUGAUAUCCAAGGCAUACGCCAAGAGAGGUGGCGACGAACUCACACAGGCAUACCAGACCGCCAUGCUAGUGUAUGAUGGUAACGGGACUAUUGGAUGUGACGGGGGAAAGUUGUCAUGUAAACACCUCAUCACCAUGGUACUGCCACAGCGACAGAACUCGUCUUCUGACCAGAAAUUUACUAUCAUCUUGGAAUCAGUAUUCAAAAAGGCAGCUGACCUUGGUUUUGGAACGAUUGUCCUACCAGUGAUGGGUUGUGGUAAAAUGCUUCAGUAUCCCCUCCACUCGGCUAUCGCCAUAACCAUGGACACCACGGUCAAGGUCUUAAAAAGCUCGAAAAAACCCCUUAAGGAAGUGACGAUCGUGGCGUUCGAUGACAAGACCUAUGACGAGUUAGCCAAAGAAUUGCAUAAGGGAACGCACAAAACUAAAACAGCUACUAGUCAGUCACGUGCCUCAAAAGAGACGGUUGGGUGUUCGAUAGAGCUGUCGGCAUGCGGCAGUCGGAAGGUGAACAGACUUAAAAAAGAGCUUACUGGCGCUAUGAAAGCUGAAUUCCUGAGUACCAAUAAUGUGAAAAUACCCACUAGCAUAUCUAUACGGACCAAAACAAAACUGUAUAAUAUAGCUGAGGAACAUACAAAGACCCCCAUGAAGAUGGAGUUUGACCAAUCUGGAAAACAUGUUGUACUAAAGGGAGAGAAAACACAGGUGUCAAAAACCGCAAAGCAUCUGACAAGUAUGCUAUCAAGUGGAGAUUCAUCUAAGAUUAGAAAGCCUCUGCGGUGUUCUCCAUCAAGCUGGUUCAAACUGGCACACGACAGUCCAAUCAGUCCUCCGUAUUGGACCAAGUUCAAAGCAAACACUCCCCUGACGGUCCUGUCAAAGAACAGCAGGGCAGUAAAGCGAUGGUCAGUAGUUCCCGUAGACGCCUCCACCAAGAAGGCGAUCGAGAGUCUGGUACAAACCACGUGGGACAAUAAGCUGGUUGGACAGGGACGGGACGCGGUCAAUCUCAGACACAAACGGAUAAAAGUAGACAAGGUUGAGCGCAUUGAGAAUAUUGACGUGUACAAUAGAUAUGCAACAAAACGUCAGGAGCAGUUCAGAAUGUUGGCGGAAGAGGGGGCAACAGCUCUAAGAUCACUCGAAAACAUCCGUGUGCAAACCAAAGGGGCAAUCGAUACGUCACCUACAAAUGGGGCCAUACUUUAUGAUGAUAUAUUUCCGGAGAUCAACGAACACUACCUGUUCCAUGGAACAAAGCCGGAAAUCGUACAGACCGUAAUUCAACAGGGAUUAGAUUGUAGGAUGAGCGAUGAGAAGGCCAUGUUUGGAAUGGGGAUAUAUGGUGCUGAAACAUCAACAAAGGCGGACCAAUACGCUGAUCAUAAACAGCAAAGAUCGCCCGGCUCAAAGACAAUGCUGCUCGUACGCAUGUUGCUGGGCAACAUGUUCGUGUGUAAGGACCCAAACCCUACGAAGUACCGCCGACCACCCUGUCGAAGUACCACGUGCCUUAAGGACAAAUGCACCUGCGGUCACGGACACUUCGACUCUGUCGUGGGGGAUGGGAACUGGCUCUUCCGAGAGUUCGUCGUAUAUGCUGCAGAGCAAUGCUACCCGGAAUACCUCAUCACUUACCACCGAGAAUAAUGGGAUUUCGAAAUG